Molecule: messenger RNA, 2994 nt
Organism: Nematolebias whitei (Rio pearlfish)
Lineage: Eukaryota; Metazoa; Chordata; Actinopteri; Cyprinodontiformes; Rivulidae
Gene: tmc5
Product: transmembrane channel like 5
Exons: 20
Coding region: 40-2994 (984 amino acids)
Cellular component (GO): plasma membrane
Molecular function (GO): mechanosensitive monoatomic ion channel activity
Source: RefSeq, a predicted model, not a curated record
CUCCUAAGGGAAAGAAAAGGAUCAGUUUUGAAGGAUCUCAUGACAAGUUACAGUACAAGUGGAGUUUUUAACCCAGCCUACCAUGACACGGAAACACUGGAAAUUGAUAAAAGGGCUUCCAGGAAACCCCACCAUACGAACCCGUAUGCGAGUGAAGACAUGGCAUGGCGGGGUGACAGGGUUGACCUAAGAAGUGAUGCUGAGCACGGAGCACACAGGAGUGGCUGGCAGGAGGAGAGCUGGAGGGGGGGCGAAGGCAUCCCGAUGGGCCAAAUCAGCAGUGAUUCAAACAGUGCUUCAUGGCAGCAAAACCUCAAUCACGGCUCGUUUCAAACUGACGGUGAUUCUCGCUAUGACUCACUAUCAGCAGCUGUUCAACCUCUGCCUUCAAUGUCAGGCAACAUGACAAUGAGAUGGAGAGGAAUUGCAAUGAGAAGGAUGAGCAUGUUUCCCAACACUGAUCCAGCCUGCACUACUUUCACAGAGGAGGUUAUAAGGAGGGAGGUGGAAAACGAGGAACAAAACCUCGUCAAGGAACUCAUUGCUCUGUCAACUCGAGAACAAAUACGUCAGAUUCGGGAGCUUCCAAUGAGUUUUGAAGAGAAGAAACAUAUAUGGCGACAAUUAACAGCGUUCAAGUCUUCUAAACAAUCUCACCACUUGAGACGUUUCACAGAUUGCUCCAAAAAUAUUUCACUGUCUUUUCGAAGGUGUGCUUACGGUAUACAGUCAGCCAGGCAGACUCUGGAACUGUGGCACGGCAUCAUGAAAGAGAUUGGAGGCAAAUUUGGCUCCAGUGUUCUCACCUAUUUUGUGUUCCUCAAGUGGCUUCUGAUGUUCAACGUUUUCUCUUUCUUGGUCAACUUUGGUUUUAUCACCAUUCCACUGCUUGUUCAUGACCUUUCACCCAACAUACCUUCAAACGUGAGCUUCAGAGGGCUGGAGUUACUGACCGGAGCCGGUUACUUCAACUAUACUGUUAUGUACUAUGGUGGCUACAGUAAUGAAACUCUAAGGGGUCUGGUGGAUUACAAUCUGCAGCUGGCCUAUUUCUUCACCAUUGCUGUCUACAUGGUGCUGUGUGGGAUUGUGCUCAUUUUUAGCAUGGCAAGCUCAUUCAAGAAGAACUAUGCACCAGCAGACCCAGCUUCGAACAGUGCAUGGCAGCUUCUGUGCAGCUGGAAUUUUAGUAUAACCAACGAACGAGCAGUCAGACUGUGCAAGAGCAAUCUUCGUGUCCAACUCAAGGAAUCUUUAUCAGAAAAAUACCAGACAAAGCAGCUAACACUUUCUGAAAAAUUGGAACACUAUGGGAUUUACUUUGGUUGCUGGUUUCUCUCCACCAGUCUGGCUUUUGGCUGUGGAGCCAGCAUCUUCUACCUCUGCCAGUACGAGCAAAAGGCAGUAGACUCUGGACCCUGGUCUCUGCUUAAUGAGGCAAAGACACUCCUGGUUCCGUUUGUGGUGUCAUUGAUGAACAUGGUCAUUCCGCUCUUCUUCUCUCUCUUCAAUAAAUAUGAGCAGUACUCCAACCCUCGCAGCCAGAUUUAUGCCCUGUUGCUUAGAAAUGUGUUGCUCAGGAUUUCCAUCCUGGGUGUUUUAUGUUACUACUGGAUGAAUGUGGUACCUGGGAAAUUUUCGUGUUGGGAGUCCAUGGUGGGACAGGCUUUGUACCGCCUGGUCGUUUUUGAUUUCCUUUUUCUGAUGUUGGGAUCAUUCUUUGGAGAAUUUCUUAGCAAUAUCAUUGGGACUAAACUUCAACCACGUCUUGGGGUGCCGGAGUUUGAUGUAGCCAAAAAUGUUCUUGAUCUCAUCUAUGCUCAGACUCUAGCCUGGAUUGGAAUCUACUUUUCUCCUCUGCUGCCUGCGAUCCAGAUUGUAAAAUUCUUCAUCUUGUUUUACUUAAAAAAGGUCAGCCUGACCCAGAACUGCCAGCCUCCGCGGCAGUCAAGCAGAGCAGCUCAGAUGCAAACCAUCUUCAUCGUUCUCCUCUUCUUCCCUUUCUUUGUGGGAGCCCUGUCGAUGGUCGCGUAUGCGUGGAAUCUGACCCCCUCAGAGCAGUGUGGACCUUUCCAAGGACUCAACAAAACCUUCAGCGUGGUGGAAAUCUGGAUCAGCCAUUUAAAACAAAUUCAUACAUCUGACUGGGUUGUGUGGAUCUACGAAAACAUCAUCAGGAGUGAACUCUUCUACUUUCUCCUCACGCUCAUCAUCAUUGUCAUCAUUUACAUCUUUUGGCAACUCAUUCAAGGCCGCAAGGAGCUCAUCCGUCUGCUCCAACAGCAGAUUGUAAACGAGGGAAAAGACAAGUCCUUCUUGCUAGAGAGACUACAAGAUCUCCAGAAUUCUCACCCUCAAAUCACUGCCAAACCUAUAAUGCAACAAAAGCCAUCAAGGCGACGCUCAGGUGGCCUCUCCUCGGGAAGUCAGUCCAACUCAAACGCCAUGGUUCAGGUUUUACUUGCUCGCCAGCAGCUUGAGGAAGAGGAGCAGAGACAAAACUUUUGUGGAGUUUCUGUUCCCUCUGACAUUUCCACAUCCAGUGCCACUACACAGGCUUUGUUGGCCCGCCAGAGAGCUGAAAGACAAAAUGAAGACUUUUACCAGAUGUCUGAUGAGCAUCCUUCAUCGUUCAACCCACUUGACCAGGCCAUGGCAGCCAGGCAGAGAUCUCAGAACGAUGAGCGGGAUGACUACUGGAGUACAACUGAUUUUAAUGAAACAAACCCCGUCAACAGACCGGACGCUGUCACACAGGCCAUGGAGGCCAGACUGAGAGCAGAGGAUGGAAACGAUGAUCACCUGGACCUGGCGUCACCGGUGUCAAGUGUUAUGAUUCAAGUCAUGCAAGCCAGGCAGAGAGCCGACGAAGAGGAGAGGAGUCAGUGGACCCCUGCUCCGCUGCAGAACCCAGAUCCUUCUGGCUCCAGCGCUCUCAUCCAGGCCAUGUUGGCCCGGCAACAGGCACAGAACGAGUACGAUGAUGGUUACUGA